GUAGUGAAUAUUAUCAUGUGCGGUGAUAACGUGGCGGCGAGUGUGCGCCGGCCGCUGCUCAGUCAGCGACGCGGGGUCGCGUGGUGCGGUCGCAUGUAUCUUACUUUCCGACGACGAAGUGACGUGCGGAACCGCUCUGUGUGUUCGCGUUCGCGUACGCGCCGCAUUCCAUCGUGGGGGCCCUUCGCCGCUAUUGGCCGAUCCCGCGUGACGUCACUCCUCGUAAUGAGGUAUUCAACAUGGCCGUGUAGCUAGUUCGCGAGUGUGCUUCGUUAUUCGUUUGAAUGGAUUUAAUCAGUGAAAUAUGCCAAGGAGACGAAACGGUGAGAUACCCUUGCCCGACGGAUGGGAUUACGCAAGGGACUUUGACGGAAAACUGUAUUUCAUCGACCACAACAGUAGAAAAACGACGUGGAUUGACCCGCGAGACAGAUUCACGAAGCCACAGUCGUUCGCGGACUGCAUCGGCAAUGAGUUGCCAUUGGGCUGGGAAGAGGCCUACGAUCCACAGAUCGGGCCUUAUUACAUCAACCAUGUCAAUCAGGUGACGCAACUGGAGGACCCUCGACUAGAAUGGCUCAGCAUCCAGGAGGCUAUGCUGAGGGACUACCUCCACACCGCGCAGGAGGCUCUCGAGGCAAAGAAGGAAAUGUACGAUGUGAAGAAGCAGCGGUUAUGCUUAGCUCAAGACGAGUACAAGCAUCUGAACAAUGCGCUUUCCACACUGGCAGCUUCCAGAACCAGUUUAUGCUCAUCAACGACCUCCAUGACUACAACCUCCACUACGUCUCGUCACGACCCAGACUUGCUUCGCUCGGAAGUAAGUCAAGCCCGGGGUCGCGUCGCUCAGCUACGCAAGGAGCUUCGUCAGGCCAGAGCUGAGGUCGCCAGUGCGAGACGCGGUGUUGACACUCUGACUGAAGUGGAACAGAAGCUUACCACCCAACAAGGUUGUUAUAACAUUACCGAAGCUCAAGCUAUUAUGACCGAACUGAAGAACAUUCAAAAGUCUCUCAUCUCUGGUGAGAAAGAGAAGGCAGAUCUCAUGCAAUCUCUAGCAAAACUCAAAGACGACCUUACAAGGUUGCAAUUGGGUGAUGCAUCCCCUGACUUAUCCACAUUAAGUAUUCCUCAAGAAAAACUAAGCACUGCCUCACAAACUGACUUAUGCGCUGACUUGGUACCCAUUGGUACUAGGUUGGCAGAAAUGGCGCGGGUUCGCCUACAAUACGAUGAAGCUAGAAAGCGGAUACAACAGAUCCAGCAACAACUAGCUGAUUUAGAAGACAAAGUCCAACCUGGCCAAGCGGAGUCCGACAAAGACCGCUUGUUACUUUUCCAAGAGAAGGAACAAUUAUUAAGAGAACUCAGGAGUAUAACUCCAAGGACGAGGUCCAAACAAGAAAUGAGUGAUAUUCAAUCCGAAUGUAAGAGAUUAGAGCAGGACUUGAAGAAUGCUUUCGAGAUGUCCAAUAAAUGUAUAGCAGAUAGACUAAGACUACACGAAGAGAAGCAGUUAUUAUUACAACAGUUGAAAGAUGCAUUAACGUCGAUGACAACUUUAGAAGGACAGUUGAAGACUUUGUCAGCGAGUACACUGUCUGUAUCAAGUAGUUCGAGUUUGGGGUCUCUUUCUACGGCGAGUAGUAAAGGUUCUCUAAGUUCUGGGAUCAGCUUUACCGAUAUUUAUGGUGGACCACAGAUAGCCAGCUCGUUCCAAGCUGAUAAACCUAUUGAUAUGGUUGAUCUGCACAGAAGAGUUGAAAGGUUACUACGUGGUACGAGUUUCAACGCGGACAGUGCAACUCCCGGUGCCAGCAGUUCGCCAUCUCAACCGUCGUUGUCUCCGAGGAGUAGUCUGUCUUCAGCCAGUCCUCCGCCGCCACCACCUUCUUAUAAUCAGGUGGAGCGACAGAGACGGCAGCAAAGAGAACUAGAAGAGAAGUUAGCUGAAAUGAGAAUAGGCGUUGCUACGGGACUAAACGAAGUCACCGGGCUUGCAACGAUACCAGUCCAACUCCAAGGGCCCGGUCGGCCGUGCGAGCCCCUCUCGCCGAUCUCGGAGACCCCCCCACCUCCCCUCUCGCCGCGCACUCCGUCCUCUAGUGGCAGCAACACUAGAUCCGUGUCGGCGGCAGUCAGCGACGAGUCAGUGGCUGGAGACUCCGGUGUCUUCGAGGCUGCACAGGCGGCGGAUGCCUCUGCAGUGAAUAGUGCGCAAGUUGAGAUUAAAUUGCGGUACUGCUCCCAGGAGAGCGAGUUGGAGAUCGGUAUACUGCGCGCGCGCAACUUGCACGCGCUCUUCAUCGAUAUUGGUACUGAAGUCUCAGUCCGCGGCGCGCUGGUGAUCGGCGGCGGCUGCGGCGUGGCGUGGAGCGUUAGCGGCGCCGUAUGGCGUGGCGCGGGCGUGGCGUGGCGCAACGCCGCACGAGUUCCCGUCGCCGGCCUUCGCGCCCUGAGGGCAGCCACCCUGCAGGUCAACCUCGCUACCGGCGCCGAGUGUCUCGGUUGCGCGCAAGUGAGUUUGGCGGACUUCGAUCCUGAUGCAGUGUCUCAGAAGUGGUACAACGUGUUAAGUUUCCGAUGUAUGAGACGCGACGAGAGCUCCGACGAGUCCACGGUCAUAUCAUCGCAAACUUCGACUCUAACGCGAAAUCGCGGUCCGGAAAGUAUGUUGAGUGCAGAAUGCAACCUGGAAGGUGGAGAAAAUUCAGCAUCAGAGGACGAGGAGUCCAGAGAACCACUUAAUCAGAUUGUGGAAGAGGACUCCUUUGAAGACUACAUUCCCGAAGAGGAUAUAGUCCUAGAAGAAGAAUACCUUCAUCCCCCCACAGCCGAAAAAGAGACCAACACUGAAUGCAACUUCUGUCCAGAGGGAGCGAGACAACUGCAUAGAAGGAAAAGUCAACAGGUCAACGCAAACCCUGAAGAGCCGUUGGCCACUAUAAAACGAUCUCAAACCUUCUCACCGCAACCUCAGAGCAUCGGCAAGGGGCAGUAUAUUUGUAGAUUGAAUCGUUCUGAAUCUGAUUCGUCAAUGGCGCAGUACGCAAGAAGAGUAACGCUCCAACCGCCACCUCCCACCGGCAUUCCGUUUGACAGGAGCGUUCGCGAGCGCAGAUCGCUGAGAUGGGGCAGGGUGUCGGGGGGCGCGGUCCGUCGCAGCGCUACUACCCGUGCGCGGGCGUCGCGCACGUCGCUGGACCUGACGCUGGACCUGCGCGCGCAGCACUCGCGUCUCGAGGACCUGCGCAACGAGAUCGCCCAUCUGUCGCAGCUCAAGAAGAGACUGGAAGAGGCAUGCACUCGCGGCGACCCGGCCGUUGCGGCGUGGGUGGCAGAAGACGACGCGCUGCGGCGUCUCAUCCAGCCGCCACACGACGCCGGCGGCGACCGCGCGGCGCGCCUGCUCAGCCGCACCUGUCGGGAGAUCUACAGGCUGCGCAAGAGCCGCCAGGGAGGCAGGAAACCUGACCUUGUCACUUUUAAAGAAAAGAUGGCGUUUUUCACACGCAGCAAAUCCACCAUUCCAUUGCAAGGAGAAGAAGGUGACGAGGCGCUAUCGGAAGAUGACUGGGAAGAAAUCCUAGAGGAGCGUAGAACACCCGAUGGUAGAUCUUCGAAAACUUCAUACGAAUUACGUAGAAAUAAUGACAUCAGAGAAGAAGACAGUAGACGAAACGACAUCAGCGAUGACAUAAAAAAUGACAUCAAAGUCGAGGAUAGAAAAAAUGACAUCAACAUUGACGUCAGUAAAAGUGACUUGACAAUAGAUGGAGAAAUAGAAACAGAGAAACAACAAAACGUAUCUUGUUCCUCUGUAGAAGUUAUUGAAUGCAAGAACCCUUGCAUGAAUGCUACUGAGCCAUGUUACGAGAAUUUACCAGUAACGGAGAAGAAGGACGAAAAGACUGAAGAGGUGAGGUAUGACUUUGUCGUUGAUCGAGUGUUGGGUGUACAGGUUUGAAUGUUUUUGGCCUAUACGUCUUAUGAGCUGGAAAAGGAUGGAGCUAUUGGAACGAAAGAGAUACUGGAAGUUAGGAUUUUAAACAUUAAAACAUAAUUUUCAAUUCCAAUGGCUCUUAUCUCUUAUAACGUGGUCAAUGUAUGAACGGUUAACGCUAUUGUAUGUUAAAGGCACCACAAAUCUAAAAG
Molecule: messenger RNA, 4155 nt
Organism: Hyposmocoma kahamanoa
Lineage: Eukaryota; Metazoa; Arthropoda; Insecta; Lepidoptera; Cosmopterigidae
Gene: kibra
Product: protein kibra
Exons: 19
Coding region: 305-3967 (1220 amino acids)
Biological process (GO): cell migration; regulation of hippo signaling; negative regulation of organ growth
Cellular component (GO): cytoplasm
Molecular function (GO): kinase binding; molecular adaptor activity
Source: RefSeq, a predicted model, not a curated record